UUAUUCACCUCGGAGGAAGACGCCAAACUCUGGGCUAAAGACAGACAUAAAAAAGAUACACAUAAUAUGAUUGAAAGACGAAGAAGGUUCAAUAUAAAUGAUAGAAUUAAAGAACUGGGAACACUUUUACCGAAAUCUACAGAUCCUGACAUGCGACAGAAUAAAGGAACGAUAUUAAAAGCGUCAGUAGAUUAUAUACGAAGAUUAAAACGAGACCAAGAUAAGAUGAGACAUGCUGAGGAGAAAAACAGACAACUCGAGGCUCAAAAUAGAAAAUUAUUACUCAGAAUGCAG
Molecule: messenger RNA, 294 nt
Organism: Lottia gigantea (owl limpet)
Lineage: Eukaryota; Metazoa; Mollusca; Gastropoda; Lottiidae
Exons: 3
Biological process (GO): regulation of transcription by RNA polymerase II
Cellular component (GO): nucleus
Molecular function (GO): protein dimerization activity; DNA-binding transcription factor activity, RNA polymerase II-specific; RNA polymerase II cis-regulatory region sequence-specific DNA binding
Source: RefSeq, a predicted model, not a curated record